AUGCACACGGUGGCCGCUGAUACACGCACGGUCCCCGGGUGCCGCUGGACUACAGCACUCGCUCGGGACCAGCGGGACAUGUACUUGUGUGUGUGCGCGCUCGCGGAGGCUGCUCAGGAGAGACCGGUUUCUCCAGUGGAGCCUGCGCAGCACACAGGGCCGAGGAGGAGAGGGGGGACAGCCACCUCCAAGAGGAAGAACCAGCAGCAGCGGAGGUGUCAGUUGCAGGAGAUGACGCUGAUACGGAGUCAAGUUCAGAGACAGAGCCGAGUGCUGGACCGUCCUCGGCCUCUGGACCGUUCUCGGCUCCGGGACCGUCCUCGGCUCCUGGACCGUCCUCGGCUCCUGGACCGUCCUCUGCUGCUGGUUCUUCCUCUGCUGCCGGUCGUUCCCCUGCUGCUGCACCUACAGGUCCACAAAGGAAGAGAGCGAGGAAGCGCACCACCCAGGACACCUCCGCCCAGGAGCUAUCGCGCUUGGAGCUGGAGCUGA
Messenger RNA from Knipowitschia caucasica, 492 nucleotides. Lineage: Eukaryota; Metazoa; Chordata; Actinopteri; Gobiiformes; Gobiidae. The record is from the annotation of a GenBank genome assembly.